This is a messenger RNA of Neospora caninum, 1353 nucleotides long. Its product is annotated as putative mucin. The record is from RefSeq and is a predicted model, not a curated record. The transcript is spliced from 3 exons. NCBI's taxonomy places the organism in Eukaryota, Apicomplexa, Conoidasida, Eucoccidiorida, Sarcocystidae. The coding region runs from base 1 to 1353 and encodes 450 amino acids.
AUGGCGGCUGGCAACCAAAAUGGGCCGCCUAGCGCCGCGCCUCCCGCGGGCGAGACUCCGCUUUCUCUCACUCAGUCCACGUCGCUUCCGGCAGACUUCAUGAGAGGGGUAGCGCAAGAAUCCACUCUGGGACGAGGGAUGUCAGCACCCGCUAGCCAUCUCCACGCGGGUCUGCGGCCGUCGACGGCUCCAGCAGGAACUCCCGGGACCGGAGCGCCGCAGCCUCACUCGGCGUUUGCUCCGGUGACGGCGAUGGCAGCUACGCCCCACGGCGCGUCAGGCGCUCCUCUCGCAUCUGUAGGACAUCUACCCAGUUGCUUUGUAGAUGCUUCGAACUUCCAGUCUAUGCAACUCCCACCGGCAGGCGGCAGUCUCCCGGCAGACGCCGAACUGCUUUUGAAGCCUUCGGCGCAAAAGCCAGAGUACCGUAAAGCUGACGGAGCGCUGGUGACGGCGGGGGAGAAGAACCACCUUCGAAUCCCCACGACCUCUACUGUUUGGACGGGGCCUUUGACGGUGCCGGAGACCGUCACGAAGCACUACGUCGCGGCGGCUUCCGUGAAUUCCCAGGCUCCACCUGCUCCUCGAUGCACAACCACACUUUCGAGGUCGUACAUCGUGAAAGGCAACCCCUCUGUCUACUGCGCAGAACUCUCAGCCGACCGGCUGCUACCCAUGAGAGAAGUGGAUCACUUCACUUCGGUGUGCACUGUCCCAGGACCCGUGUACGACCUACAGCCGAACGUGGAUCCGCGCUCUGCUGCCACCAGACGACGACGGCGCCGAAAGAUGCGAGGCUGUGGAGACUGUGCCUUCUGUGAGGACUGCGCCAUCCCCUUUAUGGAUACUGUAGUCGGCUGUCUCUCGGCCAUUCUUCUCUCCCAGGGCGGAGAUGCAGCUGGAUCGCUGCUCCAUGGGGACGCGGGUUCUUAUUACCCAGCGGGGUACUAUGACAUGAUGCCGGGGACUCCUGGUCCCACAGUCGACACCUUCUGCAUGGACUGUGGAGAUAUUUUCAGAAGCGAAAAGGUGGAUGGGCGCCUGUUUGCUGACAUGCUGGCGAAGCGGGAUCUUUCCAGCUACACUGCAACGAAGAGAAGAACCGAAGACGAGGAAUCGGGGAAAAUUCCUCUGCCGACGUUCCCGUACGCCCCUCCACACCCAACGGAGUCGUCCAAGGGGAGAAAACCCGACGGAAACGAAACUUUAUUCGAGUGGAAGGCUCGGGAGUCCGAGAGCCGGCAAGGCCACGAAUUCGCGUACCCGAAGGACGAGAGCGGGCGCGUCGCGCUCCCCGCCUUCAAGUUGGAGGAGAAGGAUAAGGGAUUGAGGGGCAUCCACAAACGGGCAUGA